CAGGAAUUCAGCAUAGAUAAUCACUCUAUAAAGCAACACUGAAAAACGAUAAAGUAUUUGGAUGUUUUUAACUAAAUUAUAACUAGUAAUAAAGAAUGACAGACGCUCACUUGGACAGACAGAAUAGGGACAGUAAGCGGGUGAGGAGGUCUGCAUUGGGACCUUUCCCCAGAUCAGUGUGGAUCCAUUCCGACACCCCUGAGGAUCAGCUGGAUCAAGUGUGUUUCAGGAUCUGGAGGCGCUCUGUUUUGGCACAGGGAUCUAUAUGGCCACACCUGGCUGAAAAUGCUCACAGGUUUAUGGAUGAUCCGAUAAUGCAGGAUUGUAUCAUUACCAGCAAACAGAAGAACCUCGCUGAUGAGACUUCAACACCAGUUGAUGAGAAUCAGCAAGGGGUGGAUGAGAUUAACUUAAUGGUCCAGAAAGAAAUUCAGCAUAUCCUUCAGCAGCAUGGCGGAAUUGUUUCUUCUACGACAAUCACAUGUUCCGAUGGAAAAAAUCCUAAAAGUUCACAUGAUAUCAUGGAUAUUAAGGAGGCACAUCUAAAAAGUAUUGAAAAGUUCCUCAAGGAUGCCCUUAUCACAAAAGAACAAAGCAAAAUGAAGGAUGCUUCCCAGGUAUCCCCACUAGACAAUUCCUCCCCACUCUCUUCCACCAGCUUACCAAGGGAAGACAAUCCAGCUAAGAGAGCCCUCAUUAAAGAAGACUUUUCCUCCAAUAUCCACCCUUUAGCUUCUAUAAACCAAGCAUUUGAUGACCUGAUGGGUUCAGAGGCACAGAGGAGCAAAAGGUGGUCAAACUGCCAGAGGGCCAAUCCUGCGGCAUUCACUGAAGCAGUGAUAAUAGAGGAGAUUCAAGCAACUCGGUCCUCCAAAGCCCUUAAUGAGCUCUGCAGCAAGCUGCUGGGUCCAAACCUGGAAUCAGAUACCGUAGAGACGUUCACUAAAGAUUCUGUGUUUGAUGGCCGGCAUAUAAACAAGCAUGGGCAUUCCAAAAUGCCAGUGUUUGCAGAGUCCACUCUUGGAGGUGGAGUUCGGCCACAGGGCACUGGUGCAGAUGGUGCUUGUGUAACACACAAAACGGCUGGCGCUGACACUGAGAGUGUGCGGAAGGCAGCUGGCUCUCCCAAAUAUGCCAAAAGCCACCUCUUCCAGGAGCAUGUAACAGUGGUGGGGAGGAAGACCCGAGGUUCAGAUGGUGAUAAAGCAGGUGUUCAAGCAGGACAUAUGGCCAGGGUCCAGACACAUGCCGGCCAGCAUAAGAAGGUUGAGUCAGGGAUGAGCAGCAGGUGUUUUCCAGAGAAGCUGGCAGCACCAGAUCUUCGGGCCUAUGCUCUAGUCAUUGGCAUGCCUGCUUCAAGUUAUCCCCGGCCCGUACUCCCCCCACCAGGCUUUAAUGUACCUCAGCUAAGCCCACGGAGUGUGGCGAUGGUCUCCUUAUGGCUCAGUUGUGGUGUGACGCCACCAUUGUGCAUACCAGUGUCUUUUGUGACCCCAGUGCUCCCCAUUCUGCCCUUCUUCACUCAUAAAGAUGCUCACCGACGGCCCUUACCAUAACAGAUACCUGAGCACAGAAUCUAUUAAAUCUUCCAUAGUAAGCUGUGUCAUACUGAUAAGAAGAUCACAAUAUAAAGACAGGUGGGAAGAAGAUGAAAUGAAACAUCGACCAAAUAAAGCAGAAUAUAAGAAAGACAUUCAAAUAUAGACAUCAGUUAUAGCUUUA
Trichomycterus rosablanca is the source of this 1722-nucleotide messenger RNA. RefSeq lists its product as uncharacterized. The transcript has 6 exons. Lineage: Eukaryota; Metazoa; Chordata; Actinopteri; Siluriformes; Trichomycteridae. The record is from RefSeq and is a predicted model, not a curated record. Bases 96 to 1556 code for a protein of 486 amino acids.